AUGAGCCGCUCCGCGGUGGAGCUGCGCGCGUUCGCGCUCGUCUCGAGCGCGUGGGGAUGGGUCGAGGAGAACGGGUGGUACGUCCUCGGGACGGUCAUCGCGUGCGCCAUGGCGUGGGGGCGCUUGAGAGGAGCGCUCGGGAGUGCGCGCGCGCGCCUCCGGAGCGGCGGCGAGAUGCCGAGCGCGUCGUCGUACCAAGAGCGACAGCGUCUCGCGCGUCGGCGACAAGAGGAAGCGACGCGAGCCGCCGCGGAGGCGCAUCACGCGCGCGAGCGCGAGAAGCGGCUGCGACUCGCGGAAGAACGACGCGCGGCCGCGCUCGGCGGCGGAGGCGGGAUGCGCGCGGGAGGACGACGGUUAGGGAGCGGCGCCGCGGACGACGACGGGGCGUCGUCCGCUUCCGCGUCCAAGCCGAAGCCGAAAGCGAGCGGCGACGACGAUCCUUUCAAGCGUCUGAGGGACCGUAACCCGCUCGCGGGGGAUCCCUCGGGCGGGGGAUUCACCUCUUCGCGUCGGCGGCCGCCGGGCGGCGGAUGA
This is a messenger RNA of Micromonas pusilla CCMP1545, 537 nucleotides long. RefSeq lists its product as uncharacterized. Gene Ontology annotation, biological process: retrograde protein transport, ER to cytosol; endoplasmic reticulum unfolded protein response. The coding region runs from base 1 to 537 and encodes 178 amino acids. The transcript has a single exon. The record is from RefSeq and is a predicted model, not a curated record. Lineage: Eukaryota; Viridiplantae; Chlorophyta; Mamiellophyceae; Mamiellales; Mamiellaceae. Gene Ontology annotation, cellular component: Derlin-1 retrotranslocation complex; endoplasmic reticulum membrane; Derlin-1-VIMP complex.